CUGUGAAGUCUUCGUAGCAUAUUUCUUCAUUCAUUCUAUAUAUCUUCAUUGCAAAUAGCGAAAUAAUCCUCCUAUAUCCAACGAAAACAGAGGAUAUCAAGAAAAUGCCUUUCAACGACGAGUUGGACACUCCAGCAUUUAGGGCGUGGCUCAGCAGAACCAUCGAGCCUCUAUGUGAUGCCGAUCCUACAGUCCUCUCAGAUUAUAUUGUGGCUUUGAUGAAGCACGAUGCUUCCAUGACAGAAGAUGAGUGGAAAACUUUCAUAUCACGAGAACUGGUGGACUUUCUCGAGAGCUCUUCUGGACCAUUCGUCGAGACACUGUUCCAAACACUUCACUCCAAGAAUUACGAUUUGACACAAACACUUCCUGUUCCAGCAGCAGCAUCACAUCCUAUUCCUACAGGGCCUGCCGCAGAAGUAGCACCUCGACCAUCUGCUGGACCUUCAACAAUGCAGAAUGGUCAACAGAAAGAUGUUAUCAUGCAGGAAAUGCCCGUUGGAGUAUCUGGUAGACGAAAAUGCCGUGAUUAUCACGAGCGAGGAUAUUGUAUGCGGGGCGCGAACUGUCAAUAUGAACAUUCUGCGGAUAUGCUCAUACCCACACCCGAGAUGAUGUUCCAAGGAUUUCUUCCACCCUUCAUGCCCGGCAUGCCGGGUGUACCCAUACAAUAUCAAGGCAUGCAGCCUAUGCGUCCAAUGGCCAUGCAAGUUCCAGAGUUUCGAGAUAAUCCAAAUGGCCGAAACCGUUCCUUUGGCAACCGACCGCCUCCCUCCAACGAAGGCGAAAGCUUCGAAGGGUCCUCCCGGCCUCCGAGCGACCACAGCAAGACAACGCUUCUCAUUACCGACAUCCCCGACGCCAAUAUGUCUGUUGUAGCUAUUCGCAAUUACUUCCAACAGUUUGGGACGAUAACGAGUGUUGCGCUUGAAGGUCGAGGAAACCGGGCUUUGGUCAGCUUCGCGUCAAACCUCGAGGCCUAUAAGGCAUGGAAAUCAGAUGAGGCUGUGUUCGGGAAUAGGCGUGUCAAGGUCCUCUGGCAUAAGCCUAGGCCUGGACAGGGUGCGGCAGGACAGAAGGCUUUGGAACAAAGCAAGCAACUGUUAGAAAACUUGCAGAAGAUGGAGGCUGGAGAGGGUCCAAACCAGGGGAUCAAGCCUAAGUUGAGUGGGCCUGAGACUCGGUUGCAGGCUACCUUGGCCGAGUUAGAGCAUCGAGAAAAGCAAUCAAAAAAGGAGCCCCUUAUUGCUGAGCAAAAAGUGCUGUUGAAGCGUGCGUCCACAGGCACGAAAGAAGAGAAAGUCCAGAUUUUGAAGAGACUGCGAGAAAUAACGAAGGAGCUUGAUAUCAUCAACAAUCCGCCGCCUAAACCUGAGUCCAUGGAUGUUGAUGAUGCUAAGAGCCGGUUGGAUAGGGAACUCGCGGCUCACGGGAUGGAAAUGGGUGGACAGGAUGAAGAGGAAUUGGCGAGGCUAAACGCUCAACUGGCUUCUUUGAAGGAGAAGGCCAACACCUUGGGUGUCAACGCUUCUGCUCGUUACUCGCCAUACUCCCGUGGCCGAGGUGGACGCGGACGCGGUCGUGGUGGUCCCCCUCGACCCAUGCGGCUCGACAACCGAUCGCGCACCAUCCUCGUCUCUGGUGACCGUUUCGGCGACGAAGAAGCUAGGAGAGUUGUCCAGGAAUGGUAUGAGUCAACAGGCGGUGGUGUUGAGUUUGUCGAUGGCAGCUUGAGAAUCACCUACCCUCAGCGCGAGAUGGCUGAAAAGGCUUUGGCCCUCGGUACGAACGAGUUACGCGAGAAAGCGGGCCCCAUUCGUACCGCUUGGGAACCCCUGAAACCCCUCGAGCGAUACCAGCCUUCAGACGUAGAAAUGACUGUGCAUAUGGGCGAAGAAGAGCUCAGAGGAGAAAAAGACGAUGAUGAGUAGACAUUUAGCGAGGUAUCAAAAAGAAAGGGAGGCGAUAAUCCGUAUGUUUUAUAUGUGUAUCAACCGGGCUAUGGCAUGGUCAUCUGCAUUUGCCCAAAAUUACUGAUUACAGAGAAGUGUACACCUUCAGAUCUGGAAUGUCAUGUUAAUCACGGCACUAUAUCGCACAAAAGAUGUUACUCUUGACACACUAAUCUUAGGCAUCCAUAUUAAACCCCUUGCCCUCACGCUUAAUGCUCCUUCAAGCAGCGUCACCUUGACACCAAGGAAGCAUAAUAAUAAAGGACCUCUCCACAUCAUCCUGACGCCUGCCGAUUUUUUCUGAAGAUUUUGGAUGCGGCUAGAACUCAAAGGAUGACAGGCUCUUUUGUUCAUUUUCCCCUUCUUGCGCGUGUUGACGGAAC
Molecule: messenger RNA, 2335 nt
Organism: Cryptococcus deneoformans JEC21
Lineage: Eukaryota; Fungi; Basidiomycota; Tremellomycetes; Tremellales; Cryptococcaceae
Exons: 7
Coding region: 105-1931 (608 amino acids)
Biological process (GO): mRNA processing
Cellular component (GO): nucleus
Molecular function (GO): RNA binding; metal ion binding
Source: RefSeq, a predicted model, not a curated record